Messenger RNA from Penaeus vannamei (Pacific white shrimp), 471 nucleotides. NCBI's taxonomy places the organism in Eukaryota, Metazoa, Arthropoda, Malacostraca, Decapoda, Penaeidae. The record is from RefSeq and is a predicted model, not a curated record.
AUGAAAUUGGAACAGAAUAAGCAACAGAAGAACAAAACAGAUAGAAGCAACAGAAGAAUGCUAACAGUUAGAAGCAACAGAAAGAUAGCAACAGAAGAGAGCAACAGAGGAAGCAAAACAGAAGAAGCAACAGAAGAAGCAACAGAAGAUAAAUGCCCACAGAAGAAGCAACUAGAGAAGGCAACAGAUAAGCUACAGAAGAAGCACAGACAGGACAACAUACAGAUAAUGAACCAGAAGAAAGCAACACCGAAGAACAACACGAGAAGCACAGAGAAGCAAACAGAAGAAGCAACAAGGGAAGCAACAGAGAGGAAAGCAACAGAAGAUGCAACAGAGAAGAAACAGAAGAAGCCCACAGAGAGAAGCAACAAAUAUGAAGCCAACAGAAGGAAGCAACAGAGAAGCAAACUAGAAAAGCAAGAAAGCCACAAAGACCACAGAGAGAAGCAAACAGAAGAAGCAACAUGA